Messenger RNA from Solanum dulcamara, 1104 nucleotides. Its product is annotated as sesquiterpene synthase 16-like. Lineage: Eukaryota; Viridiplantae; Streptophyta; Magnoliopsida; Solanales; Solanaceae. Gene Ontology annotation, molecular function: magnesium ion binding; terpene synthase activity. The record is from RefSeq and is a predicted model, not a curated record. The coding region runs from base 477 to 1022 and encodes 181 amino acids. The transcript is spliced from 2 exons.
AUCCAAUCCAGUCAUAUACAAUCAACUCAACAAUAAAGUCAAAGGACUCAACUCAAUAGAUAUGCAAAUUAGAAUUUAGCAACUUAUAGAUAUAGUAGCAAACAAUCCUAUGAAGAUUUGAUAUAUUCACUACUAAAAAUAAUGCAAAAAUUGACGGAUAGAGUGAUAGAGUCGGUCCAAAAAAAUUGAGGAAAAAUCAAUUCAGUCCGUCGGUUUUUUUUAAUUAAAAAAAUUAAUAGAAAACAGAUCGACUUUAUGAAAAUCGAUCAAUGUCUGGCGUUUUUUUAUUCGCAAUUAAAGAGCAAAAAUUAUAAAAAAAAAUAAUUGUUUUUUAUAUUUUCUUUAAAGAAAACCGAUGUAGUCCCUCUAUUUUUUUGUUAUCCAAAAUCAUAGAAAAAAACACGAAUUUUAAUAAAUUUGAAAACCCACCCUUUCCAUUGGUUUGUAACGUUUUACUAAUUUAUUUAAUUUUUCAGAUGAAAAAGGUGUUGAGGGCUUACUUUCAAGAGGCAAAAUGGUAUAAUGAGAAGCAAGUACCAAGAAUGGAGCAAUAUAUGAAGAAUGGAAUUUCAUCAGGUGCUUACCUAUUGCUAGCAACUACUUCUUGGUUAGGAAUGGGAAAGAUAGCAACUAAAGAUGCAUUUGAUUGGAUAGUAACUCAACCUCCAAUACUUGUUGCUUCUUCUAUCAUUACAAUAUUGCUCAAUGAUCUUUCAUCACAUGAGGAAGAACAAAAAAGAGGAGAUGCAACUUCAAGUAUCGAAUGUUACAUGAAGGAAUAUGGUGUUAAGAAGGAAGAAGCACACAUACAAAUAAGAAAUAUAAUAGAAAAUUAUUGGAAGGAUUUAGAUGAAGAAUACUUCAAAGUGGAUGUGGCUAUUAUACCAAAGGUUUUGCUCAUGUGUAUAAUUAAUCUUACAAGAGUUGCUGAGUUCUUGUAUAAAGAUGAAGAUGCUUAUACUUUUUCCAAAAAUAACUUGAAAGGUGUCAUCUCUGCAAUGGUAAUUGAUCCUAUUAUAUAGUCCGGGGCUGGUUUUUCCAUUCUAUAAAAAUAUGGGAUAAGUUAAUUAAGGGUUGUUUAGUUACCCUGUAUUACCAAUAAAU